UUGUUUUCAAAGAGAAUAUAAGGAGUAGAUCCAGAGAGCAGUAUAUCACAAAAUCCUCUUCCUUAAUCCUGAUCACAAUCAAGAGUCUUAAAUGAAGACAUCAUCAUUCAACAUGAGAUCCCUCAUUUUGCUGGCAUUUGUCAUCGGUGUGGCCUACUGCGCUCCGCAAUUUAUGUAUUAUGAGCUAGAAUACAAACCUGUCAUGGCUCCACAGGCUCUUCCUGCGGCCGCCGCUGCAGCUAGACCUUCUGAAAUAGAGAUUCUUCUGGCAGCUCAACAGCCUGCAGCUGGAGGUUCUGGUCAACCUAUCCGUGGCUUCAUUAAACAUGAGAUUCCCCAGCCCGCAGGCAAAGAAAGUAUUGAAGUUCUGUACCCCUUCGGCUUUCCUCAACCUGCCCCUGCUGCCCCAGCUGCCCCGGCUGCACCGGCUGCCCCAGCUCCUGUUCCAAAGGAUGAUGAUGAUGAUCAUGAUGACUAAACCAGAUGAAAGGAUAAGCUGACCACCAAUUCCUGAACGACAAAGAAGCUGCUUGUGUUAUGCAGAGUGACUGCAUAAACGCUUUCCUGCUUGAGAAAUAAUGAUGACCC
This is a messenger RNA of Rhinichthys klamathensis goyatoka, 588 nucleotides long. It is a transcript of the gene scpp7, whose product is annotated as secretory calcium-binding phosphoprotein 7. NCBI's taxonomy places the organism in Eukaryota, Metazoa, Chordata, Actinopteri, Cypriniformes, Leuciscidae. The record is from RefSeq and is a predicted model, not a curated record. The coding region runs from base 92 to 478 and encodes 128 amino acids. The transcript is spliced from 9 exons.